Messenger RNA from Kockovaella imperatae, 1058 nucleotides. RefSeq names its product DASH complex subunit Dam1-domain-containing protein. Gene Ontology annotation, biological process: mitotic sister chromatid biorientation. Gene Ontology annotation, cellular component: mitotic spindle pole body; DASH complex; mitotic spindle polar microtubule. The record is from RefSeq and is a predicted model, not a curated record. The transcript is spliced from 7 exons. NCBI's taxonomy places the organism in Eukaryota, Fungi, Basidiomycota, Tremellomycetes, Tremellales, Cuniculitremaceae. The coding region runs from base 41 to 829 and encodes 262 amino acids.
CAUCAUUCAUUUGACUCAAACGCACUAGACACACUACAAGAUGGCACCUCAACCACCUCACCCAUUGCGCCGCAUAUCCACAGGCUCGCUAUCGACCCUCGCUAGAUCUCAGGAUCGAUCCGCGGCCUCGCCAUCUGGACUGGACUUCCUAGGACCAGCGAUGAUGGAAUUAGCGGAUGAAGCCGCGACGCUAGCUGCGAACAUUGAGCAUUUGAACGAGAUGCACGAUGCCUUGGGGACAUUCAAUGAGAGUUUUGCGGCCUGGAUGUACGCUUUGAAGAUGAAUGCGUUCUGCGUCGAGUGGCCUCAGGCGCCUAGCGAGUCGACGUAUAGUCGAUUACCACAGCUCGAGGAGGCUAUGGCGGCAGUUCAGAAGCGCGCCCAGAAAAAGGAUGGGCCAACUGAAUCCUCAAGGAAGGCCACAGCGACACCCAUAGCGGAUAUGACAUACAAGACUGAGACUGGCAGUCCAUCACCUCCGCCGAGGAAGAGUCUAGCACCGAAGAAGAGUGUCGCUGCGGGACCAAGCGCUGCGGCAAAGAAGGCCGCAGUGGACAAGAAGAAGAGGAGAAUGGUAGAGAUAUCUGGAUACAUUGACAUGUUACCGUUGGAAUAUCGCGGAGCACAGCCGGCGCAGCGACAGCAUAUGGAAACGAUAAUCAACAAACUGAUGGAUAAGCCAGCGGGAGCAGCCAUGAAAGACUUGCUUGAUCCACCUCAGUUGCCUCAAGCAAAAGUCAACAAGUGUCUUAUCGCUCUGGUGGGGAAGAAACUCGUAGUGAAGGAGAAUGUAGGGGGUGCGACUUGGUACAAAUGGGUUGGUGUAUAGUUUGCCUGGGGAUCCGCAACAGCUUGCCAUGAUGCGCGUCGAAAGUGGUGGACAGGCGCCUCUGAGCAAGCCUGGACUUGCUAAUUUCUCGAAUGGACCAUGAUACACCCUUCUGCCUCGCUCGACGCGUCGCUAAAGGUGCGGCUGUGAUCGAGAUCAUGGGUCUAAUCGUCGCCUCAUUGUAUUCGUAGCCUGUUGUAUGAAAGGCAUGAAUGUGCAUGAUGCGAGA